AUGCUGAGCUUCUUCCGCAGGACGCUCGGGCGCCGCUCGAUGCGCAAACAGGCCGAGAAGGACCGGCUCCGUGAGGCCCAGCGUGCGGCCACGCAUAUCCCUGCGGCCGGGGACGCGCGGGCCGUGAUCACCUGCCGGGUGUCCCUUCUGGAUGGGACCGACGUCAGCGUGGACUUGCCGAAAAAAGCCAAAGGACAAGAGCUAUUUGAUCAGAUUAUGUACCACUUGGACCUUAUUGAAAGCGACUAUUUUGGACUGAGAUUUAUGGAUUCAGCACAGGUAGCGCAUUGGUUGGAUGGUACAAAAAGCAUCAAAAAACAAGUAAAAAUUGGUUCACCCUAUUGUCUGCAUCUUCGAGUUAAGUUUUAUUCCUCAGAACCAAAUAACCUUCGUGAAGAGCUGACCCGGUAUUUAUUUGUUCUUCAGUUAAAACAAGAUAUUCUCAGUGGAAAAUUAGAGUGUCCCUUUGAUACAGCGGUUCAGUUGGCAGCUUAUAACUUGCAAGCUGAACUGGGAGACUACGACCUUGCCGAGCACAGUCCUGAACUCGUGUCUGAGUUCAGGUUUGUGCCUGUUCAGACGGAAGAGAUGGAGCUCGCUAUAUUUGAGAAAUGGAAAGAAUACAGGGGUCAGACACCAGCGCAGGCUGAAACCAAUUAUCUGAACAAAGCCAAGUGGCUGGAAAUGUAUGGGGUUGACAUGCAUGUGGUCAAGGCCAGAGAUGGGAAUGACUACAGCUUGGGACUGACCCCAACAGGAGUCCUUGUUUUUGAAGGAGAAACCAAAAUUGGCUUAUUUUUUUGGCCCAAGAUAACCAGAUUGGAUUUUAAGAAGAAUAAGCUAACGUUGGUGGUUGUAGAAGAUGAUGAUCAGGGCAAGGAGCAGGAGCAUACCUUUGUCUUUAGACUGGAUCAUCCCAAAGCAUGCAAACAUUUAUGGAAAUGUGCUGUGGAGCAUCAUGCCUUCUUCCGGCUGCGAGGCCCUGUCCAAAAGAGUUCUCAUCGCUCAGGAUUUAUUCGAUUAGGAUCACGGUUUAGAUACAGUGGGAAAACUGAGUAUCAGACCACUAAGACCAAUAAAGCAAGAAGAUCAACAUCCUUUGAAAGAAGACCCAGCAAACGGUAUUCUCGACGAACUCUGCAAGUGAAAGCAAGUACAGGGAAACCUGAAGAACUCAGUGUUCACAACAAUGUUUCAGCUCAGAGUAAUGGUUCCCAACAGGCUUGGGGUGUGAGGUCCACUGUGCCUGUGAUUCCUUCUGUUCCCGCUGGUCCUGUGGUAGCGGAGGUCGAGAAUCUUCCAAGGAGUCCUGGAACAGACCAGCGCGACAAGAAAUGCUUGCCUCUGAAGAUUGAUUUGCUAGAUAGUCCAGACUUACUGGAAACAACCGUUGAUGAGCUAGCUGGGACAGCUGACACCAUGGACACCUCCCAAGCCCCAGGUGAAGUGAGCACAGCCACCAGACAGGCUGGGUUAGAGGGACCUGAAGGUGAGCCAUUCAUAGGUGCCUCAGAGAAGCUCAAACACCUUGAAAUGGAAAACAGUCCUGUGCCAGCUCCUCACCCCAACGUGGAUGUUAACAUUAACAACCAGGAGGAAGUGGUAAAGUUAACUGAGAAAUGUCUGAAUAAUGCCAUCGACAGCCCAGCGCUGAAUACCAGGAGAGUUCCUCCUGACUUGAAGAGUAAUAUUCUGAAGGCUCAAGCAGAAGCAGUGCAGAAGGUUGCAAGAGAAGAUCGCUUAUUAAGUCAUAAAAAUGCCAGUGUUCAGGAUGCUUCCACAGACAGUGCUGAAUUAAAUGAGAACACUGUGCCCGUCCGUGGAGACUCUGUGGCUCUGAUGCGAACCACACCUGCAGAAAGUGGGUCUGCUCUAAAGGAUGCUACAGAUGAACUGGAUGCCUUGCUGUUGUCUCUAACUGAGAAUCUCCUUGACCACACAACCACACCUCAGGUGUCUUCAACAUCAGCGAUCACACCCCGCUGGAUUGUGCCACAGAGCACUGUCCUUCCUAAUGGGCUUGCAGGAAACGGGUUUUCCCUGACGGGGAAGGAAGGGCUGGGCAGCAGAGAGCUCAUUUCCCCCCCAGCGCCGUUCUUGGUGGACGCCGUGACCAGCUCUGCUCCAGCCUCAGCUGGAGAAGCCACCUUGAAGCAGAAGUGUUUGCUGACGACUGAGCUCUGA
Messenger RNA from Rangifer tarandus platyrhynchus (Svalbard reindeer), 2184 nucleotides. Lineage: Eukaryota; Metazoa; Chordata; Mammalia; Artiodactyla; Cervidae. The record is from the annotation of a GenBank genome assembly.